This is a messenger RNA of Durotheca rogersii, 2148 nucleotides long. RefSeq lists its product as uncharacterized. The transcript is spliced from 4 exons. Bases 341 to 1981 code for a protein of 546 amino acids. The record is from RefSeq and is a predicted model, not a curated record. Gene Ontology annotation, molecular function: protein binding. Lineage: Eukaryota; Fungi; Ascomycota; Sordariomycetes; Xylariales; Xylariaceae.
CCGUCUGGGGCGGUCGCUGAGCCGCCAACUCGUCUUGCCAGGUCAGCAACGCCGCCCGACAUUUGGCAGUCCGAACGUAAUGUCAUUCGGGAGCACACGAUGAUCUCUUACGGUCUGGGGGUAUGACAAUGUUCUGGGACUGGGUCUGUAACGCCGCGAUGGUGGCCAGAUGGUGAGCCCCGGUUCCACCUCCGGCAUGGUCCAGGAUGCCCUCAUAUCGCAUACUGUUGCUACGGCCAGGAACCCCGUCUCGUCAUCGGAGGCCUCUGAGCUUCCGACAACCCCCUUCGGUACUGGCUAGCGCUUCUCUCUUUCCCAAACUCUUAAUAAUACGGUCAGCAUGACGGGCGCGCCGGUAAAACGUUAUGCUACUUCGCACGACUGGGCCCGGCUACAGGCCAUCAUCAUGCGGUUGUACCUCGACGAAGACAAGACCCUUGACGAGGUCAAGUCGCAUAUGGAAGAACACCAUGGCUUCUUCGCUACUCUUGCGAUGUAUAAGAAGAGAUUCUCGGCGUGGAAUGCGUAUAAAAACUUGCGGUUCGACGAAGUACUUCAGAUCCUCUAUCUAAAAAAGCGCCACGACCCUGCCGGACCGCCCGUCGUAUUCUUCAUCAGAGACCGAGAGGUGAACCACGGUAGCCUUCAAGUGUACCUCUCGAGGAACCCCUCUAUAUUUGCGAAGCUCGAAGCCGGUGCAGCGCCGAAUCCCGAGGCAGUGCGCGAUGUCUCCUGCCGAUCACCUCCGUCGUCUCGGCCUUCGUUCCUCUCUAAAAGCGAUAUACGACUACUACCAUGCCCGUCGCCAGCUGUGCGAUGCACCAGGCUGCUUCCUGCUUCCGAGGACAUGUUCCGAGCGCUCCACCUUUAUUUGGAUCAAUGCUUUGAAACUCGCAUCUGGUCUUGGUCCAGUGACUCUUGUUGGAAUACCCGGGGGCGGCACGGGCCCUCGGCGCUCUUGAGUUCUUUGUUGGACAGGUCCAUUACCGCCGCUCUAUCGGUGACGCGACAGGUAGAACCCAUCAUCAUCAGUCGUGCCCUCGACACGGCUUUUGCGAUGCUGGUGAGGGUGUUUAGGAACCCUCCGCCGAACCUCGUCACAAAAUUGCUUUCGGCUGCCGCCCAUCUUGACCGAAUCGGGCGAGAGGAAAUUCGGGGCAUGCUUCUACGAUUUUGCCAAGAUCUCGCCCCAGCCCUCCUUGGCCCGAACCAUUCCCUCGCAAAAUUCUGGAGAGGCCUUAUCGAGUCCUCUCACGUCGACCUGCGGGAUGUCAUUGGUCGGGUUUUAGAUCUUUGCAAAUCUGAAUUCUCCGAACGAUUAGGACCCGGCCAUGCCUUAACUACGGAGACAUAUCUUCACUAUUUUGACGUGGUGGAGAGGCGAAAAGACCCUCGAGAGCAACUACAAAGUCUGGAGCGUUGCUUGUCUCAUGUCGGCAACGAUUUUCCUGAUCGGCCCCUCCACGCCUUACUGAGAUUGGAGAUUGCAUUGGCGACCUGCAAGUUGAAUUUGGAACAGCAACGCUUGGAUAAGGCCGAGGAAGCAUUGACAGCCUUAGAUCCAGGUUCGCUAGCAGCCAAGGACGAAUCAUUUCGCUGUGUUUGGCUUGGUUAUGUCCAAUGUGCCAGGGGCGACUACUCCUUGGCGGAAAGGUCCUACCAAGACUCGGUGAUGGCUGCGAGACGCACGGGGUCGCGAGACUGCCUGCUCGACUCCCUCUUCCAGCUCGAGGCAUUCUUUUUACAUGUCGGAAAGCACCUGGAGGCAGAGAGAAUUCGCAUGGAACGCUUCCUCGAGCUUCGUAGAUUAGGUCCUCUUAUCUGGGCCGACCAAGAGAACAUGUCGCAUUCUUUAGCCUGUACUUCCCUCCACAUGGUUAUGAUGAUACGCAUGGGAUCCAGCGAGAGCAGCGCCAGAUGGCGUCCGUCUACUUUCGCUGAGGUUACUAACUAUGCCGAUCCGUCCAAUCUGGGGGCGUGAUAGACUCGUAGGGCCCCUAAUACCUCAAGCGACCUGUUUUGGUACGUUUACGGUGAUGUGCUGUUUAUAGAUGAUCUCGUCGCUUGCCGUCAGGUCUCUUAAGAUAGGCCUUACAUGUCACUUCAUAUAAGAGCCAUUUGCAUGAGCUGACAUAAUCGGUUUCUACC